UGCAGUCCUGGUUCGCUUUGCAGGCGCGUACACCCUCUGCAGUCACAGCUAGUCUUUAUCAUGUAUGACAGCCAUGCUCCGCAGCUUCUCCUGUCUAUAUUCCUCUUCUGUUUCGGAGUGAAGGCGAUGACUGAUCACUCCUGUUAUGACACGGACUUAGUGGACAUGGUGGUCCCCGUGGAGCUCUCUGGAGAGGAGGCUCACCUGUUGCAUGACUCAUCCAGGCGCAGCGCGCGUCGGCGCGGCCAGCGCUCUGUCGAUUCCCGGGGUGGACUAAACUCUGUGGAGGACACCUUGUUUCUCUCUUUACCUGCUUUUGGAAAAGACCUGUACUUACGCCUGAAAAGGGAUGCCGCUUUUCUGUCUGAGGGGUUUGUGGUCGAGGAGAGGGGAGGCGAAACAGACCUCCCUAAAUGGUCGCACCUGGCCAGAGACCAGCUCUGCUUCUACUCGGGAUGGAUUGUCAACCACACCGACUCUUUUGCCUCCCUCAACACCUGCAGCGGUCUGUGAGGAAGAAGAGGCAGAAGGGAGUGGAGGAGGGCCGUAGAAGGAGGAACACCAUCCAUCUGAAUGGGUUGUAUACGGUAGAGACGGUGGUGGUGGCAGACUCAGACAUGGUGCAGUACCAUGGGGCAGAGGCCGCGCAGAGAUUCCUGCUCACCGUCAUGAACAUGGUGUACAACAUGUUUAACAGCAAGAGUCUGGGCGUCAGAAUCAACAUACGGGUCACCAAGCUGGUCCUGCUCCACAACCGCCCAGACAAGCUGAAAGUGGGCCACCACGGAGAAAGGUCCCUGGAGAGCUUCUGUCAGUGGCAGUGGGAGGAGUACGGCGGCCCCCGUUACUUAGGCAACAAUUACGUGCCCGGGGGCAGGGAUGACAUCCCACCUGUGGACACGGCCGUGCUCGUCACGAGGACUGACUUCUGCGUGCACAAAGACCAGCCCUGUGACACAGUGGGUAUUGCCUAUCUGGGAGGGGCGUGCAGCUCCAAGAGGAAGUGUGUUCUGGCCGAGGACAACGGACUCAACCUGGCCUUCACCAUAGCCCACGAGCUGGGACACAACAUGGGGAUGAGCCACGAUGACGACCAUGCUACCUGUACAGGCCACUCCCACAUCAUGUCUGGCGAAUGGGUGAAGGGCCGUAACCCCAGCGACCUAUCAUGGUCCCCCUGCAGCCGUGACGACCUGGAGAAGUUCCUCAGGUCCAAAGCCAGCAGCUGUCUGCUCCACACAGACCCCAGAAGCCGCUACAAGGUCCGCCUGCCACCCAAGCUGCCAGGCAUGCACUACAGUGCAGACGAACAGUGUCAGAUCCUCUUUGGAACCAACGCCACCUUCUGCAAUGACAUGGAGCACCUGAUGUGCGCAGGCCUGUGGUGUUUGGUGGAAGGAGACAAGUCCUGUAAGACCAAGCUGGACCCUCCUCUGGACGGCACAGAGUGUGGAGCUGACAAGUGGUGCCGGGCAGGGGAGUGUGUAAGUAAAAGCCCUAUCCCACAGCAUGUGGAUGGGGACUGGAGCAUCUGGAGUCAGUGGAGCCAGUGCAGUAGAACCUGUGGCACCGGAGCCCAGUUCAGACAGAGGAAAUGUGACAACCCGCCGCCAGGUCCUGGUGGUAGUAACUGUCAGAAGGCCAGUGUGGAACAUAAAGUGUGUGAAGGUCCUCCCUGCCCUAAAGGAACACCCAGCUUCAGAGAGCUGCAGUGUCUCUCCCAUGACCGCCAGGCCGGCAAGAAGAGGAACAGCAUAUGGACCGCAGUCAAUAACGAUGAGAAGCCAUGUGCCCUGUUCUGUUCCCCUGUGGGGAGAGAUGCCCCCAUCCUGGUGGCAGAGAGAGUGAUGGAUGGAACACCAUGUGGACCCUACGAGUCAGACCUGUGUGUCAAUGGCAGGUGUCAGAAAAUCGGCUGCGAUGGCAUCAUCGGCUCGUCAGCCAAGGAGGACCGCUGUGGGGUGUGUAACGGAGACGGACACUCCUGUAAGAUAGUCAAGGGAGACUUCAACCACACCAAGGGCAGGGGUUACAUCGAGGCUGCUGUCAUCCCCGUUGGUGCUAGGAGAAUCAAAGUUGUGGAGGACAAGCCCUCACAUAGCUUUCUGGCAAUGAAAGACUCUACCAAGAGGUCCAUCAACAGCGACUGGAAGAUCGAGCUUCCUGGAGAGUUCCAGCUGGCCGGCACUACAGUGCGCUACGUCCGGAGAGGACUCUGGGAGAAAAUGUCCGCCAAGGGACCCACCAAGACCCCGCUGUACCUCAUGGUGCUGUUGUUCCAUGACCAGACCUAUGGGAUACACUAUGAGUACACAGUGUCUCUGAACGUAACUGAACGUGAUGAUGUCAGUGAGGAGCAGAGAGCACCAGAGCACCUCUACCUUUGGACACACAGCUCCUGGCAAGACUGCAACGUACAGUGUGGAGGAGGUGAGAGGAGGACAGUGGUGUCCUGUAUGAGGCUGGUCAAUAAAAGCAUGACUCUGGUGAAUGACAGCCUCUGCAAACCAGAGAACAGGCCGUUACCCCAAGUACGACGCUGCAACUCACACCCCUGCCAGUACAGGUGGGUGACAGGGGAGUGGGGCCAGUGCUCGGUGACGUGUGGGAAGGGUCUCCAGCUGCGUGAGGUGGGCUGUGUGUACCAGCUGCAGAACGGAUCCCUUAUCCACACACGGGACUUGUACUGCCAGGGGGGCAAACCCCCCGCCCUGCAGGGCUGCGAGGGACGCCACUGCCUCACUGCCUGGGAGGCCUCUGAGUGGUCCAAGUGUUCUUCAGACUGUGGCAGUGGGGUCCGUCGGAGGACAGUGAGGUGCACCAACCCCCAGGGGAACUGUGACCCCCUCUCUCAGCCUGCUGACCAGGAGCUCUGUGAGGACCACUCCAAAUGUUACGAGUGGAAGACUGGGGACUGGUCCAAGUGCUCGUCAUCCUGUGGGAAGGGCCUGCAGUCCAGAGUGGUCCAAUGUAUGCACAGAGUGACAGGUCGCCACGGUAAUGACUGCCCCGUGGUGUUCAGACCACCCACCUACCGGCCCUGUCACCAGGAGGCCUGCAAUGACAAAGUCAACGUCAACACCAUCACCUCCCCCAGAUUAGCUGCUCUGACCUACAAGUGCACAGGAGACCAGUGGACUGUGUACUGCCGUGUGAUCCGGGAGAAGAACCUGUGCCAGGACAUGAGAUGGUACCAGCGCUGCUGCGACACCUGCAGAGACUUCUACGCCAACAAAACACCCCGCAAGAGUUAAUGAUGAAAGCACUCACACACAUAAUUGUACACAGACAGACACACACACACUUCACCUAGGGCUACGACUUUAGAUGCUUCUGUAACACUUGACUUAAAGCUUGCGGGUAUAAUGCUUUGUAAGUCGUUAUAAGCAUGAAUGAGCCUUUAUAAUGUGUUAAAAUAAGGCUUAUGAUAUGAUAUGUCUCUCUAUGUAUCAGCAUGUUAACCGACUCAAAAUGUCUGUUAUUUAACCUGCUUCAGGAGAUGAUACUAAUAUAUUGUAAGGGUCUCGUGGCAUGUCUUUAUGCCGGCAGGCUUUAAGUAAAGAGUUACGGAUGGUUUUUCUGAAUUAUUCAUAUUCUUCUUAUUAAUUAUAGGACAUUACAUUUUGGAGAAAAAGUGGAAAUCAGUGCAGAGACCAUUUCAAGUGGGAUCAUAAGCUUGUUGUCAUGAAGACUUGAAAACCUUCUUUAACUUGUUUUAUUGCUAUAAACCAAAGCGAGGGACUUCACAGUUUGGGGAGUCUCUCGGUGGGUAGCCUGUCGCGUCAACGUUUGUUGUACAGUGUGAUUUAACAUUGGCGUUAACAAAUGUGAUAACUCUUUAUGUGGAAAGGUCAGAUUGUCUAUAGAUGCUCAGUGAACUAUCAGAAAAUGUCUGAUUUUCAAAUGCACACGCUGAAUCUAAUACAGCUAGGGAGGCUGAAUAUGAGUAAAUCUAUGUUACUUGGAGCGGCAGGUAGCCUAGUGGUUAGAGCUUUGGGCCAGUAACUGAAAGGUUGCUGGAUCAAAUCCCUGAGCUGACAAGGUAAAAAUCAGUUGUUCUGCCCCUGAGCAAGGCACUGUUCCCCGGGCCCUGACAAAGUGGAUGUGGAUUAAGGCAGCACCCUCACCUCUCUGAUUCAGAGGGGUUGGGUUAAAUGCGGAAGACACAUUUCAGUUGAAUACAUUCAGUUGAACAACUGACUAGGUUUCCCCCUUUCCCUUACUUACAUAGAUAGAAUGUAUGUACAUCACAGGAGGCUGGUGAGGGGAGGACUCCUCAUAAUAAUGUCUGGAAUGGAGUGAAUGGAAUGGUAUCAAAUGUUUGUGUUUGAAACCAUUCCAUUUAUUCCGUUCCAUCCGUUAGUAUGAGCCCAUCCUUCCCAAUUAAGGUGCCACCAGCCGCCUGUGACAUACAUACAUUACUUACACACACGUACAUUAAAAGACGUGCAAGGGCUUUGUUAUUGCAUGUUAACAGAGGUGCAGUUGACAUGUAAUACAUCUAAAUGGUAGUUGGUACGUAGCAUGUAGAUCUGUAGGGGACUAUCCAGAUAAAGUGGGCCUGUAUAUUCUCUUGUGUUUAGUUCAGCUGGCCCUGUAUUCACCAAGCCACUGGCUGGCCACUCACUAGACUGGGCCAAGAGACCUGGCUCGUGUUCAUUAGGCACCAGAUGGACUGAAACAGGUAGG
Messenger RNA from Oncorhynchus kisutch (coho salmon), 4689 nucleotides. It is a transcript of the gene adamts17, whose product is annotated as ADAM metallopeptidase with thrombospondin type 1 motif, 17. Lineage: Eukaryota; Metazoa; Chordata; Actinopteri; Salmoniformes; Salmonidae. Gene Ontology annotation, biological process: extracellular matrix organization; proteolysis. Gene Ontology annotation, molecular function: metalloendopeptidase activity. The record is from RefSeq and is a predicted model, not a curated record. Gene Ontology annotation, cellular component: extracellular matrix.